Molecule: messenger RNA, 4248 nt
Organism: Anopheles cruzii
Lineage: Eukaryota; Metazoa; Arthropoda; Insecta; Diptera; Culicidae
Product: tyrosine-protein phosphatase vhp-1-like
Exons: 4
Coding region: 1245-2447 (400 amino acids)
Biological process (GO): negative regulation of MAPK cascade; protein dephosphorylation
Cellular component (GO): cytoplasm; cytosol
Molecular function (GO): protein tyrosine/threonine phosphatase activity; MAP kinase tyrosine/serine/threonine phosphatase activity
Source: RefSeq, a predicted model, not a curated record
AGAGAAUAUUUCUUCAGCUAUUUCGUGAGUUUUACCCAAAAAACAAAACCCCGUUUCCGGAAUAGAUAUGUUUUGAGGGGUCACAUUGUACGUAGAGUAAUAGCGUAAUGUCAUAAAAAUCCAAAAAUCUGCUUCUGUCGAGCCUCAGUGGCGCCCGUGCGAAUCUGGUGGUGCGCGAGUGAGAAAGAAAGAACUAAACGUCAAAGCUUACGGGUGAAGUGAGAAAACCUGCGGUGAGUUGAUGAUUCAGCCACUGCAUUGUCGGUGCGCACCGUGAAUGUGUGUAUUUACUGUCCGUCAAAGAAAACCAUAACGAGGUAGAAAUAUCAGUCCUCUAAUUGCUGCUGCUGCCGGGAAACAAUCGUAUAUAUCCAAAGUGUAUACAAAUCUUCAGUUACAGUGUUACGUGUUACAGCGUGUUCUGAUUAGUACGGGCCUGCGUGGUGUGGUGAGGAGCUGGCCACACCGUGCAAAAUGUCUGCAAGUAACCAAUGAUAAGCCUCUUCAAGUUACAAAUUACUACGCCUAGCCAGGCUUCGUCGAAAAGUAAACAGAAUUACUCCCAACGCACAGUCAGACAUCAAAUUACAGAAAGAAAAACAACAACUCACACCGUUGAUGUUUUACAUAAGCGAAGUUAGUUGAGAGCUGCACAUGUUAAUUCAUGCAACGUCGUUCGAGCAUUGUUGAAGCAUUGAAAUUCGUAUGAAUGCUUCUGUGCAUACAUCUGCGUUUUAUGCAGUGUGCAUUGCACGUACGUACGUCGUCUGAUAGUGCUGCGGCGCACCUGACGAUCAUCGCCCUCUGAAUACUGGUCUUUCGUUUGGCCAAACAAAAAACAACAAUACAACGUGUGUGUGUAGCAAAGUGCGAUUGAAAAAAAAUACUAGAAAGCUCGUGUGUGUGUGUGCAUGAAUGCGUUCUCGUAAGUGCAACCGCAACAUUGUGCAGUUAUUUCGCGGGUAAUCUAUCAGUUACACUGUUGUCGUCGUGUAUUGGAUCGUGUUCUGUAGUUUAUUUGCACGCUAAAUGCAGUUUUUGAUGCAGAGCAGGCUUUCAUCCCCAAAUCCUUCCGGCAAGGCUUAGCUGAUUGCUUGCGCAAGUUUGAAAAUCCUAUAUGAAAGGGAAAUAAGUGCUACGAGAUCGCGGUGCGGUGCGACAGUACAGACUACGCGACGAAUCAAACGGUACCAGCAGCAGAACCGGGUAAUCCCGGAACCAAUUACUUCAAAACGUCCAGCAAAAUGAGGAUGAAACACAAAUCUCCCUGCCUGAUGCUCCAGUUAAUACCAUCGGAUAAUCGUGCCAUCCAUGGUCAACACAAACGGCACAAAGAUAGCUGCGAUGAUUCAUCGAUCGCAUCAAGCACCCGAGUUCCCCUAGCACGCAGCUGCUCUAGUCCCGCCGUAUCAUACGACAUUGAGUCUCAUCCUGCCUCGCUGUUGUUUCCCCACCUGCUUCUCGGGAACGGUCGGGAUGCGAUUGAUCCAUCAACCGUGGGAGCCAACUGCAUACUUAACGUCACUUGCCAGCAGCCGACUGGACAGCUAAAGCCCGGUCUCAAGUACAAACAGAUUCCGGCCAGCGACACCCCGCACCAGAACAUCAAGCAGUACUUUCAGGAAGCGUUCGACUUCAUCGAGGAGGCGCGGAAAAAGGAAUCCACCGUACUACUACAUUGUCAAGCGGGUAUUAGCCGCAGUGCCACCAUUGCGAUUGCGUAUGUAAUGCGCUACAAGGAACUAUCACUGAUAGAAGCUUAUCAGCUGGUUAAGCGGGCUCGCCCGAUUAUUUCUCCCAACCUUAACUUUAUGGGGCAGCUGCUGGAACUGGAGCAAAACCUAAUAGCGGACGGGAAGCUGGAACCACCGCCACCGUCACCGAUCAUAUCGCCCAGCCAGCCACCGUUCUUCUUGAUCGACAACUGUAGCAAGUACAACUCCUUAAGUGAGGUGACAACUCGCCGCCAGCCCAAUGGAAACGAUGAGCUGUCUACUCACGGGAACAAUGGAGGCGACAACGAGGACUGUAAAAAUAACAACCGAGACAGCGGCUGCAGUGUGGCCAGCAACAGUUCAACCAGCUCUGGCAGUAGUAGCUGCAGCAGCAGUGGCAGUAGGGCCCGAUUACCAUGCGGUUUUCGCAACGGUUUCAACGGGAUUCGGUUCCCGCCACGACUAACACUGAAACUGCCGACCUCACCAACGUCAUCGCCACCUUCGCCCUCGUUAUCGUCGCCGUCGUCACUAUCUUCCUCCUCUUCGACUGUCUCGUCUCGUGUGUCCUCCUCUUCCUCGACUCCAUCACCAACGCUUGGUAUUACGCCAAUGCAACCCACCUGCACCAGCAGUAGCCAUACGGGUGUUAGGAACUCUACCUUCGGCAGUGCCAGACCCUCCAGCAUGGCUGCAUGCUGUCUGCACGAGCGCAGCGCCAAUGCAUCUUGACUCCGUUUCUAGCGGCGCGCCAAUGCCUAGCGAAAAUGAGUUCAUCGAGGUCCUACAGUCACUCGCGUAUAAGUGAGUUAAUGAUAAGCUAGCGGGAGAGAUCCUGACUAAACUAAACGUUGCGGACUUCUGUUGCGUGAAUACGCAUGAAAGAGCGAAUGCUGAUUCGGAAGGAUUGUCGUGAGUUUAUCAAAUGUUUCCGAUGCUGCUCAUACGGAAAAAGAUGACCAAAAUGUAUCACUGUUUGCAGACGGUGUAGUAUGUGAACCGGAUACAGAAGAAAAAUAGAUGGUAGGUAAGGUUGCGUGCAUAUGCUUAGAAAUCCGUGUGAUAAAAUUGUUCCAUGUACGAAGCACAAUCGCAAACUCAGCUUUCAACCGACAACGGUCGUUCCGUUGUUCAUCUUCCGUUACAGUAAGCUGCAAACAAUUGAUAGUAGACACCAUCAAAGGCUUACAACUGUAAGGUUUUUUUUAAUGUAAAUAAUUCUACACUUUGUGAUGUUUCACAAUCUACACCCUCCGUACAUUUUAACGUUUUCAGAUACCUUAGUUAAGGCUACCUAAUUUUACAGUUUUCUAGCCAAAUAUUGUGUUUGAUAUAGACGAUAUCUUGUUUCGUGAUUUCCUGGGAUGUGUUCGUUGUAUCGAUUUUUACUUGUAUCGAUUUGGUAACUUCAUACUGGAAUUGAUUAUAUCUUGCCUGACUAACAAAAGGGAGAACUAAUGCGGCUUAAAAAUAAUGCCAGUAAAACUCAUAUCAUGCAACGUGCGCCAUCGUUAAAACACUCACGCGUUGGAGUUUGUGUAGUCAAAGUGGUGCAGUUACAAAAAAAUAUUCGAACCGUGGUUAGUUUAUACUGAACUAGGUAUGUGGAAAAACUAAAUUUAGUAACAGAGACUUAUUCUUAUAGGCAGUAGUUGACAGAUUCUUGGCAGUUUGGCAUAAAUUUGAGUGAAAAAACUAAAACACAGGCUAUACACUCUAAACAUCACUCUUUUGUAAAAUAGGAGAGCAACUCACCCGUGUCAGAUGCAUUUAAUUUACAAUCAGUCAAGCCAUAUACCGCACCACAAUCCUGGUCAGCAGUUUAGUUUCCAAAUUGAAUAAAAUAUUUAUAUCAGUUUCUCAGAGUUCCUCGUCCCUUCCGGUAACGCGUGAUGUUUUGAUAUCUGAAUGCAUAACAUGAACCGUAAAUUAAUAGAGAACAAUCGACAAUAGAUAGAUUAUACAGUCUAGCAGUAAAGUAUAAAUAAAAUGGAAACAGUAGCAUAGCAAAGAAAUGUAAUAUAAAAGCGUACCUUACAGUUGAUGUACAGGGUUUGUAUCAACGCGAGCACGAUGAGUAUAUUUAAGCCGAGCUACCUUCACUCUUACAUCCGUGUAUUUGUAACGAAAACUUCAGAAUCAAAAUCAAUAGGACCAACUAUUCCGAUGUUACAAAAGUAAACAAAAAGUAGCACAUACGUUUUAAAGAACAACAAUGACGACGAUAUCAAAAACAUACCCCACACAAACCUGGGUUUGAUUGUGUUAUAUUUGAUCGACAUAACCAGAGAGUUAAUAGUCUUCAAAGUUCCAACAACACAGAAAAACAAAUGCUAGUCUUAUUUGCUAAGUUAAAUAUAACCCACAAGGGCACCGAUUAUUAUUAAUGAUAAUAUGUACCGAAUGUUAACAUUAUUAUUUUCAAUUCACUUGAAUACUAUUUCAUUGUAAUUGCUGUAAACCUUACAACGGACGAGCGUAUUUGAGAGUUGAACUUGGAAAACACAAGAAUAUAGUGGAAAUAAAAGGAAAU